GGAGUUUUUGAUUUUGUUAUUUGAAUUUAGAAUAUUUUGAAUUUGUUGGUUUAUUGAAUUUGGCCGGGGCAAAAGCAUUCCGCUGACCCCCGAGUACUCAAAUUCCGAACUCUCCAAAGAACUAUCGAACGCAGGUCGUGUAAUCGUGGAAAAGUCUAUCAGAAAACUGCAACGGGGAGAGUCCUACGACCUCAGUCAAUCGUUUGACGACAAAAAGUUUGUUAUCGACAAGAACGGCAAGAUUUUCGAACGGAAGAAGAAGGGCCGCCUGUACAGUCUAGGUGGAAACGAUCCGCCGCGGAAGUGUAAUCGCGGCCGGCUGGACCGGCUCAAGACCGUCGGCACGUUCGACAUCACCAACGAAAUCUCGCGGCUUAGCCAGAAGACCAUGAACAUGAACGAACGCAUCAUCGGUAACCAACUGUUUGCCCAGACCGUUGACGAGGUCGCUACCACUGUCAUCGGUAGUUCCACCGGAGGUAUCUGUGCCGGAUUGGUCCCAUGUAUAGCUACGGCUGCCUUCGGAGCCACUCUGACCAAUCCUGGCACCGAUACGGCCGACAGCGCACAGCGCUUACAACAACAACAACCCUUCAGUACCGCAAUACGACCAGGUAACGGUCCGACGCUACUGAAGCAAAACACCGAAGUCAUCCACCUGUCACCUCAUCAUCAUCUACCACCCAAUCAUCCACUGGUGCUGCAGCAACAGCAGCAACAGCAACUGAAAGCCGCCAAAAGCCGAAGCCUAAGUACGGGUUCCUACAUUACUAAAGAAUCGAGUGUUCAUUCUAGCAUAGAGAAGAUAAUCAAAUCCAAUAGCAAUUCCGAGUUGAACGAGAACGCGCAAAAGACGAUCGACACAAUUCCGAAGAACAAAUCCUUAGAAGAUAGUAGAACUAUGAAGCUCAACCAGUCACACUCACCGAUGCGUAAACCGAUUCUGCGCAAGUCCAAGAAGAUCAUCCGUACCGAUUCGGAGUUCCUCAAGGGCAACAUCUACGAGAAGGAGUCGAGCCUAUCGAGCUCACAGUACACACCGACGCACGAAGCGAAACGCCGCGAAUUCGCCGAGUACCGCAGCAGCAAUCCAUCCUCGGAGACGCACAAAUCGACCGACGAAAGUUCGAAAAACAUUUCAACGGACGAAAUCGACACGGUAUUCUCCGACACCAUGGAGCUGGAACAAAUGGAAGCCGACUACAAGAUGCAUUUGAAGAACAACCUGCAACGAGAAUACAAAAGCGACAGCGAUACCCUAGACGAGGUGGGGAAGAAACAACCAGACUACAACACGUGGAAGAACCAAAGCUACGAGAAUACGUUUGACAUCUUUGAAGAGAAAGAACAGGAACCGGAAGAGAGUGGGAGUUCUUCGAAAGAGCAAACGAAAACCGAAGAAGAUUCGAACAAAGAGAAAGAAAGGUCGAGGAGUACGGAAACUAGCAUUACGCGAAAAUCCAGCGAGACGGAUCUGAAAUCCAAACGAAGUGCAGACCGGCCGACGGAGCUAGAGCUGGGAACCUCGUCGGACGGUAGCAAGCACCCCUCGGUGGAUGGUUCCUUCGGUCACAUCUUCGAGAAAAACCUCGGCCGUUUCAAGAAGAUGAACAAACUGCUAAAGUGUAAGCGUUUCAGCACUUCGGCUCUGUACGAUAAGAAAAGUAAACCGAACUUCAAGGAAACCAUUUUCUUUGAAGGUAAAACCUCUCCCGCGAAAACAACCACGACGGAGCCCACCGGGCGAUCGCCGGUCAAGUCCUAUCACUCGCAAUCCAAAGUGUCAAUCACCUCUUCCAAGUCUUCCCUCUUCGGCACGAAGAAAAGUAACGUGUUCAACCUCAAGGGAAAGAAGUUUCUGUUCCCCACUAGCCAGAAUGCCACCAGUAAUGGCAAUGCGAAAACCUCCCCGAACAAGUCCAAGUCCAACAACGAGAUAAGCUACUUCAGGACCAAGUCCACCAAGGGUUCGAAGAAGUCGCUGAAGAACAAUAGUACGGCGUGCCUGAAUCUGGAGACCACGUGUACGUCGCCGCUGUCGGAAGCUUUCUACAACACGACCGGCAGCGUACGGCUCAGUGCCAUGGAGCUGUACGAGAAAUUUUGUUCGCAGGAUUUCAGCGGUCUGUACAAGCACGAAGCGUUGCGAGGUGAUCAAGCAGAUGGACAGGAUGGAGCGCACUCCGGACAGUACGAUCCGAACAGGAGUUUGGGGGCGAUACGGAAGUACAAACGAAGGAAUUUCAAGCUGCUGAGACAGAAAAGCGAACCGAAGUUCUCGUUCCGGACGGACACGUUGUAUGAGAACGAGGAUAGUUAUGACGACACGUGCUAUCCGGACGAGGAACAGAAAGACGAGUACGAGGAGGUGGAAGAUUACAACCAGUUUCUGUAUGAUGAGCAGUAUUACGAGGAAGAUAUCGAAAAUCUUAGCAUAGAGAAUAUUUACUAUCGGGGGAAUCUGGUGCGGGAGGAUGGCACCGUGGUGGAAGCGUACCAGUACCACGAGGAAGUGAUGGAAGAUGAAGAGGAAACGGAGGAAGAAGAGGAGGAGGAAGAGGAAGAAGAAGGAGAAGAGGAGGAAGAGGUUGAAGAGGAAGAUGAGGAAGAACAGUGUGAAGGAGGGAUAGCGAUAGUUGAUGGAAAUUUACAACCACCGCAAAUCGAUAUGGCAACAUCGAUGGAUUCCGACUGUGAUGAGAUCUACUUGAUGCCUCAGAAUGAGUCAAAGAAGUUGAUCAUCCAUGAUUUCUUGUUCCACCACAGUAACAAUGAGUUCGAUAACGUCGAUGAUGAGUAUGAAGUGUCGGAGGAAGACCUGGAAGCAAUAGACACGGGUAAAGAUCAGGAUACGCUGACAAUUUAUAAGAUAUGCUCCAAGGAGAGCAUUUUAAGCUCAAAAGGUGAUUUGGACAAUAUCGGAUUGAGUUCAUCACUUGAUCCGUAUUUCCUGAAAUCUGAUUGUCUGACGGCGCUGGAACGAACCGCCUCGUUAGAGCUGCUGAGUAACUCUAGUGGAACGUUGAAUAAAUCUACUUUGACGGAUUAUGCAUUUGACACGGUUAAGAAUGCCAACUUAGACAGUUGUAGCACGUCGAGGCUGAGUUUAUCGCUGAAGAGUGAAAUCUUCGAAGAAACACUUGCGAAUGGAGCCAACGACGGAUCAGGAGAGAUCAAGCAGAUCAAGAACUGGAACAUUGAGGAUUUUACGCUGACUCCGGAAGGAUCGUUUUCGGACGAAACCAUGGAUGAGCUGUUGAAAACUCACUUGGCGGAAGAAACGGACAGGAGAACUCCAACUGAUCUUCAAGAUACGGAGGCACCCAAUCCGGAAUUGGUCCCCAAUCAAUCGACAAGCGAAUACACAAUAAUUGAUCUGGACGAGGAACCGUACAUGAUGGAUCCAACGAUAUCGGAUUUUACCAACGAAAUCACCAAGGAGUUUGAUCUGCUGUUCUCACGGGCUGAAACGGAGUCACGAGCCGCUAGCUACUCCGGAAGUCCGGUGUACGACGAAGAAGAUGCCGUAGAAGAAGAAGAAGAACAAAGCGAUGACCAGAAGGUUGUGCAACUGGUGCAGCUGGACGUACGGCCACCUGUGAUCGAAUUGCCCACUCGCUACUCCAUGCAGAAACUGGAACCCAUCAACCUGGACGCCGAAGAGAUCCAGAUAACCAGACAUACCGAGGACCAACUCAAAACGCAACACGAUAGUGCCAAAGUAGAACCUGUAGUAGAUAACAACAACAAGUGUAGUAAAGUAGAUAAACACAAAGCAGCUGCUCCGGAGUCGAAUCUCCGACCGACGGGAACGGGCGGUGAUCGUCUGCGGAAGGCUCGUAGUCAAUCCCUGGGUAACCUUAAGAACAAAACCAAAUGUUUUCCAUUAUAGAAGUUAAGAAACGCUGUAAUUAGUCGACUAGCUGUAUAGGGAAUGGGGACAGGUCGUCGGUUUGUGUUUCUGUUUCUAAUCCGCGACUCGCCAUUGAUUGUUUUGGUUCGACGUUGAUGUGUUAGAGAGUGUGGUGGAUAACUGUAUUUGCGGGAGAAAUAUUCGCGCAGGAAAUGUUAGGAGAAAUUUAUUCUAGAAGUCACGUUGCAACAAAAGUUGGGUUUUCUUCUGGGCUGGCUGUUUUUGCGGUUAUUUUGCAUGGUUUUCAAUCGAAACUUCACAUUUGUUCUUGUUAUUGUUUAGCCUUAAAGCAAAUGUUUACCGCCAUUUUGAAUUUUUCACAAAAUAAGAUUUUUUAUAUCCUUACACCAUUUUCUGUCACUUCGAGACCAUCAGCGUCAUGCAAUGUUUUAAAUUAAAAAGAAAAUGCUGCUAAAUACAUAAAAUGCAUUUCUGACACAAAUUACAAAAACUCUACAAAAUCGAAUAAAGAGGGUGUCGUACACCACACAAAACGAAAAAUAAAUAAGUUACGGGUUUGGCCGUCGGAAUUGAGUUUUUAAAAAAAGAAAACAGAACUUUACACUAACGCGAUUGAAUACCGAAUGACUUUAUUUCCUAGCUAAGCUUUCAUGAAACCUAUACCUGUUCUGAUGACCUAGUAUAUCCACAGUCCACUUUGCAGCGUUUGCAUUUCCGGGGCCGGGGUCCGUCUGUUGCUACGUCGUCGUCGCCGUCGUCGUCGUCGUCGUCUUGGGCACCUGCCAUGCUGAUGAUUGAUUUUAUGGUGGCGUGGACUUAGCCGAUGUGAACGGAUGGGGACUUUGGUUGAUUGUUAAAUUUGAUGAUAGUGGCAGGUUUCUGGUAGAUGGUGUCUUCUGUAACUACUCCCCCUUUAUUGAACUGGCAUCACUGUUCUGACACCGUUACGUGAAUUCAGUCAGGCAGCGAGCGUUACCUUUUGUUUUGUAUAACGUUAUUAAUAAAGUUACUACGCAAUUUCUGAAUCGGUCGUGUCGUGUUUUUAUUCCGCCGAAUUCCGAUAUAUUCCGGGUUGAUUAAUACUCUGCGAACCGUCCGCCCACAGGUUAUGGGCCCAGAGUAAUCGUCGCGUAGGAAAUUCCGGUCGAAG
Aedes albopictus (Asian tiger mosquito) is the source of this 5024-nucleotide messenger RNA. RefSeq names its product receptor-type tyrosine-protein phosphatase kappa (gene Ptp36E). NCBI's taxonomy places the organism in Eukaryota, Metazoa, Arthropoda, Insecta, Diptera, Culicidae. Gene Ontology annotation, molecular function: protein tyrosine phosphatase activity. The record is from RefSeq and is a predicted model, not a curated record. Gene Ontology annotation, biological process: protein dephosphorylation. The transcript has 2 exons. The coding region runs from base 389 to 3892 and encodes 1167 amino acids.